Molecule: messenger RNA, 1562 nt
Organism: Prosopis cineraria
Lineage: Eukaryota; Viridiplantae; Streptophyta; Magnoliopsida; Fabales; Fabaceae
Product: putative Peroxidase 48
Biological process (GO): hydrogen peroxide catabolic process; response to oxidative stress
Cellular component (GO): plasmodesma; plant-type cell wall
Molecular function (GO): heme binding; peroxidase activity
Source: RefSeq, a predicted model, not a curated record
CUUCUUCGUCUUAUUCCUCUUCUUCUACUUCUUCACAAAAUCAAGCUUCUUUCUCUGAAGAAAGAAAUUAAAGGGUUUUGCGUAAACAAGCACUAACCCUAAACCCGAAAUGGCGAGCUGUUUCAGUGUCUAUAUUGCUUUGGUUCUUCUGAUUCCUGUGCUUCUCUCUCUCAGGAACCCAAGAGGUGAAACUCAACACGCCUCGGUUAAUUUCUCUUCGCCUUUCUCGUUUUCAAUACCUUCACUGUCUUCAAGGGAGACCUCCCUUGGUUUUCUUUUCAAUGAGAGGAUACGAGAUGGGUCCAAUUUAGAGUAUGACUUUUACCGGCAUUCUUGCCCACAAGCUGAGGGCAUCGUGAGAUCAGUUGUUACUCGAAUCUAUCUCGACCACAAGGACGCUUCACCAGCUCUCUUGCGUCUCUUUUUCCAUGACUGCUUCAUUGAGGGCUGCGAUGCUUCAGUAUUGUUGAAUGAUAGCUACGGUAUCAAAAAUCGAUCGAUUGAGAAACAGGCUCUUCCAAACCAGACUUUGAGAGGCUUCGAUAAAAUUGACUUGAUUAAGAAGGAGCUGGAACAAAAAUGUCCCGGGGUUGUGUCCUGUGCUGACAUUCUUGCUCUUGCAGCAAGAGAUGGCGUUGUUUUGGCUGGCGGGCCCUUUUAUCCGGUUUUGACAGGAAGAAAGGAUAGCUUUCAAUCAUUUUAUGAGGAAGCAAAUAAUCAGAUUCCAAGACCUGAUGAUAACAUUAACCAAACACUACGGCUAUUCGCUCUUAGAGGAUUCGAUGAAAGAGAAACAGUCAGCCUUCUUGGAGCACACAACAUUGAAAUUGGCUGUGAUUUCAUCAAGCAAAGACUGUACAACUUUCAUGGCACAGGAAGACCAGACCCUUCUAUCCCUUCUGAUUUCCUGCAUCAGAUGAGAAUAAAUUGCCCUGACAACAUCAACAUCAGCGAUGAGAAGGUGUCAGCUUCCUUCUUCUCCAGGAGGAUGAGUCAGUCUGAUCUGGGAAUGUCAUACCUGCAAGCAUUGUCAUCUUCUGUAUCAUCUGGGUCAAAAUUUGACACACACUACUAUGAGAGCUUGCAGGGAAGAGGACUUCUGUACGCUGAUCAGCAGCUGAUGGCUCAAGAGAAGACUGCUAGACUGGUUUCUGCUUAUGCCUCAGAUGAUGGAUCAACUUUUCGCAUGGAUUUUGCUAGGGUCAUGCUGAAAAUGUCUAAUCUAGAUGUUUUGACUGGCACUCAAGGUGAGGUUCGUCUGAAUUGCUCUCUACCUGUAAGAAGUACCGUUUAAGAGAUCAGUCAUGCAUGUUUCCUUAGGCUGUUCAAAUGUUACAUCUGGAUUUAUCACUGUGCUCUCUGUUUUUCACCUAGGACUUGUGCCCAGUGUUUUAUUUGUCGUCUAGUUCCCUGUGUGAUGCAACAGAAAAGUGGCAUGUGGAGUUACAAGUUGCUCAAAUUUUAGAAUUGUAUGAUUACUCUCCCUUAAAUGUAAAGAUUCUGGUACAUUCAACUCUUCAAAAUUUGCUUCAAGCUAUGAACAAGUUUACAUCUUUCUUUGA